CAGGUGUGUUGAUUUUUCGGAAGAUUGUCAUGACAUGUGGAUAACUUCGGAAUUGUCAUGUUUUGCUGUGGUACACGAAAAGAAAGAUCUUCUAGAAUGGAUACUGAUGGAGAUCACUCAAAGCAUCAUUUUCACCAGAACACUACCAUCACAGAUGAUCUGGUCACUACAUAUAUAUCUGAACAUCCUGAAUUGUUGGAAAAGUAUGUCAUGGAAAACAUAGAAACUCAGCAGCUAGAGCGAUGGAUUAUAAGAAAAAUGAAGAAGAAAAGUGACCCACAAAACGCUAUUCGAAAAACCAGCCUCUCCAGAUGGAAGUUCUGUGUUCAUGCCGACAAACGUCAAAUGCUCCAGGAAAUCACAAAGAACCUACAAAACCAACCAGCAAAAGAUCACGUUCUAUGGGAACUUGCGAACUGUAUAUGCUCAGCAGUUGGUGCUGAAGGUUUCAGGUUGUACGUUGCUGAGAAAGGUGAUCCAGACGAACUGUACUUACACCCUGGUGUAGAGCCUUCAGAAGCUAGCACUUCGCCACAACUGCAACGCACAAAUACUGGAGUCAGUAUCCCAGCAUACGUAGCGAGAAAUAGGGAACCAGUUAGACUCUCUCGAGGGAAACCUGACUCCCGUUUUCCUGAUACAGUCAUGGAUGAACUAUCAUCUUCUAUGGUCCAUAUCCAGUGUCAUCCCAUAAUGCAGUCUGAUGGAAAAUUGAUUGCUGUUCUGGAACUCUGGAGAGGAGACGACGCUCAAGGGCCGUUUUAUGAAGAAGAUGAAGAGAUCGCCUGUAGCUAUUUGAUGUGGGGUGGAAUUGCCCUUCAUUAUGCCCACCUAUAUUUCAAUAUGAACAAGCAAAGGCAACUGAAUGAUUUUCUCCUAGCCGUAGUCAAGUCCAUCUUCCAGGACAUGAUAAGCAUCGACUCCCUGGUCAUCAAAAUAAUGAAUUUCGCCCAGCGACUGGUAGACGCUGAUAGAGCCUCUCUAUUUCAAGUGGACCCAAGAACCAAAGAGCUUUACUCCACCAUAUUCGAUGUGGGUGUGGAAACUGCAGGCACACCUGACAUGCUGGGCUCCGUAAUCAGCGAGGAUCAGGAUAACAUCGGCAUGUACACUUCCAAGGAAAUCCGCUUUGCCUUGGGAACUGGCAUAGCGGGACACGUGGCUCUCACAGGGGAGAUACUGAAUAUCAGGGACGCCUACUCUGAUUCGAGAUUCAAUAGAGCAGUGGACCAGUUCACAGGCUACACUACGAAAACUAUUCUCUGUAUGCCCAUAUAUAUCAGAGGAUAUAUCAUUGGUGUCGUUCAGAUGGUGAACAAGCACAAUGGAUAUUUCACAAAGGAUGAUGAAGAAGCUUUCGAAACAUUCGCUAUCUACUGUGGUCUGGCGUUGCAUCAUGCGAAACUUUACGAUAAAAUAAGGAAAUCCGAACAAAAGUAUAAGGUUGCACUGGACGUUCUCAGCUACCACAAUACGUGCACUGAAGGAGAAUACCAAGCUGCCGUGAAAACUGGAAUCCCCAAGAACCUUCCAGGGGUUGACAGUUACUAUUUCAAUCCGUUCGAGCUGAAAGAUCUGGAAAAGGCUAGGCAUGCCAUGUACAUGUUCAGCGAUUUAUUCGGUUUACAAACGUUCGAUGAAGAGUGCCUGCUCAAAUUCAUUCUGACAGUUAGGAAGAAUUAUAGGAGAGUACCUUAUCACAACUGGACACAUGGGUUCUCGGUGGCUAAUAGCAUGUAUUGUAUCAUCAAGCAUUCCAAGGGAGCUUUCAAUACGAAUGAGUGUCUGGCUUUGUACGUUGGUGCACUGUGUCAUGACUUGGACCACAGAGGAAAAAAUAACAAAUUCAUGUUGGAAACAGAAUCUCCCCUUGCGGCCAUAUAUUCUACAUCUACAAUGGAACACCAUCACUUCAACCAGACCGUGGUCAUUCUGCAACAGGAAGGCCAUAAUAUCUUCAGUAAACUGCAGAAUGAUGACUACAAACAAGUUCUGAGUCUACUAAAGCAUUGCAUCCUUGCAACAGAUUUGGCUGUGUUCUUUCCCAAUAAAGCCAAACUAACCGAGAUCGUACAAAUAGGAAGUUUUUCUUGGAAUGACGCAGAACAUAGGAUGUUGAUACAAGCUAUAGCUAUGACUGGUAGCGAUUUGAGUGCCAGUGCCAAGCCCUGGAAAAUCCAGGCUAAAACUGUCAAGGUAAUUUUCGAGGAAUUUUACGACCAAGGUGAUGCCGAAAAGGCUGCUGGUAGACUGCCAAUUCCAAUGAUGGACAGGAACCAGCCGGAUCAGCAGCCAUCAACACAAGUCGGUUUCUUGACGGGAAUAUGUAUACCUUGCUACAACCUCCUGUAUACCCUUAUACCGGAGACCAAGGCUCUUCUCGAUAUGUGCCAUAAGAAUUUAGACAGAUGGAGGAAAAUUGAUGAAGAAGUCAAGACCAGAGAGAACAAAUGAUCUGAUUACUAAUAACCUAGUCACAUAGGAAUCUUGAUGAAGGUUUUUUCUACAAACACUAUCAGAAGUUCGCAUUUUAACACCAGAUGUCUCUAUUACAAUACAGUGUGUCCCACUUACCAUGCUCACCAUGGGUAUCUUUUUAACGGUGAGAGAUACGAGGUUGGUUAAAUGACACCAAAUGUGGAGUUUGUC
Molecule: messenger RNA, 2649 nt
Organism: Phaedon cochleariae (mustard beetle)
Lineage: Eukaryota; Metazoa; Arthropoda; Insecta; Coleoptera; Chrysomelidae
Source: the annotation of a GenBank genome assembly